AUGACGGAAAAUACGACAAUGUCUGUUUUCAAUAUUUCAUUGACUCCAACGAGUUUGCCUCCUGCUUUAGUUGAAGCAGAUAAUACUGAACAACUGAGGAUCACUCGUUUGGUUGUCCAGAAUAUCCUUGUUCCUCUCGUUGUCGCUCUGGGAUUAACAGGAAAUAUCCUCAGCAUCAUCGUUCUUACUCAUCGUUCGAUGAGAACGUCGACAAAUUGCUAUCUCGCAACGUUAGCCAUUUUUGACAUGUUAUAUUUGCUUAUGUCUUUCUCGCUUAGUUUCAAACAUUAUGGUGAUCUGGGAGAUGCCCGUGUUUAUAAAUACUGGUUUCCUGUUGCACGCGUUCUAACGGAUAUAUGUGGAAAUGUUUCGGUCUGUCUAACAGUGACGUUCACCGUGGAACGUUAUAUAGCGGUGUGUCUCCCUAUGCGAGGUCAUGUGAUAUGUACACCCGAAAGGGCACGAAUCAUUGCACUGCUAGUUGUUCUUUUCGCUAUAGUGUCAACGUCACCGGAAUUCUUUGAAUGGGAAGUGUCAGAGAAAAUUGUGAAUAACGUCACCAUUGUUGAAGUAAUUGAUACGGAACUUGGUAAAAGUAACACUUACCAAUUGGGAUAUUACUGGUAUAUAGCUGUGAUGUUUACAUUUGUACCACUUUUCUGUAUCUGGACAUUUAAUUCAAUUCUAAUCUACACAGUAUGGAAAGCGACAAUGUUACGUCGGCGAAUGACGCAUGUGGUAUCGAAUCGGACACACGGGGAGCGUCAACAAGGUGACCAACAAAAAAUAACUCUUAUGUUGAUAAGUGUUGGUAUAGUUUUUAUAGUUUGUCAAAUUCCUUCAGCCUUUUUAAUAAUAUUCCAUACUUAUUUAAAUAAUGCGGAGAUUGUGUUGUCCAAAGCCGAACGAAACAGCAUGAAAAUCGCUGGGAAUGUGACAAAUUUACUUUUGUUACUAAACGCCGCCAUUAAUUUCAUGCUAUACUCGGUGAUGAGUACAAAGUUCCGUCGUGUGUUUCUUCGUGUUGUUUGCAGGCCUUGCUAUGGCAAGAAAAAAAAGUUUAAUUGCACAGAGUACAGCUAUGUCACAAAUCAAACGUCUACGAGACGUUGCUCACACUUUCGUACAACAUAUGACAAUCGAAUACACAAGGACGAUAAUCUUACUGCUUCACUUGGAACACUUCUUCCUCAAGGUAGAGAUAACAGGAGGAGCUGGUCCCCUGCAAGGAGUUUAGGAAAUCUUCGAUACUCUUCAGAUUCUUUGCAUUUGGAUUCGACACCAAUAAAAGGAGUUCCUAAUGGCCAUUCCAGAAGCAAAAACAGUAUGUUAGAUACAAAUAUAUAA
Molecule: messenger RNA, 1347 nt
Organism: Ylistrum balloti
Lineage: Eukaryota; Metazoa; Mollusca; Bivalvia; Pectinida; Pectinidae
Product: thyrotropin-releasing hormone receptor-like
Exons: 1
Coding region: 1-1347 (448 amino acids)
Biological process (GO): G protein-coupled receptor signaling pathway
Cellular component (GO): membrane
Molecular function (GO): G protein-coupled receptor activity
Source: RefSeq, a predicted model, not a curated record